Anisakis simplex (herring worm) is the source of this 1476-nucleotide messenger RNA. Lineage: Eukaryota; Metazoa; Nematoda; Chromadorea; Rhabditida; Anisakidae. The record is from the annotation of a GenBank genome assembly.
AUGUCAAAUAAUGAGGAAGAUAGAGUGGUUCGAGCAAAGAAGGUCACAAAGCAUGAGAGUACGAUCGUAUUGUUGGAUGUGGGAGUGAAUAUGACAAGGAAGGGUAGCAGUCAUCAAGAUGAUACAGAUGAACGUAGCGAUUUUGAGAAGGCAAAGGAGGCAUUGGACUGGAUUUUGACUAGAAAGAUUUUCGCGAAAUCACCAGAUGAGUUCACGAUAAUUCUAUUCGGAAGCGAUAAAACACGAUUGUGCACUAAUUGUGCGAAUGAAGAUGGAACAACGAAUAUUUUCUUUUGUGAAGAUGAAAUGCAAACUGCAAAAAUGGAUUGGUUGAAGUUGAUUGAUAAGGAGUUGAAGACAAGUGAUAGUGUCAAGGGUGAUUUUGUGAGCGCAUUGAUAGUCGCCAUUGACUAUAUGCGAUUGUGCAUGGAACAGGCGAAAGAGGGAGAAAUGACGGCUAGAAAUAUAUUGUUGUUGAGUAAUUUGAUGGGAUUGGAUGAUGCGAGUGAUAGUGAUAACGCUGACAAAGAGGCGAUUAUCAACUCGAUACGAGCUCUGGAUAUCAACUUCAAUGUGAUUGGACCAUCAAUAUGUAGCGACGGAGGGCCGUCGCGUGAUAACAAUGUGAAAAUGGAGGAAAGUGAACAUGAGGCAAUGGAUGUUGGUGAUAUGAAGUCGGAUGUUGCUGAGAGUCUGAUGGAAGAUAUUGCGAACAAAGUAGACGGCGUGAUUUAUUCAUUCUCUGAAGCGCUACCAAUGUUGCAAAAUUUCGUGCCAAGGCGAGUGAACAUCCGUGCACAGAGAUUCUUUUUGGAGUUGAGUGAGGAUAUGAAAUUGCCACUGCAAUUGUACAAAAAGAAUCAAGCACCGGAUAUGAAGAUGAAUUUCGCGAAAAUUGAUAAAGCAACCGGUGUGGAGGUGAAACGUGAAACAGUUUAUGAAAGGCCUAUAGACAGUAGCAGUAAUAACGAUGCAGCGGCAUCCGAAGCAAAUUCAGAGGGUACUCAAGGAGGUGUGCUUCGAAAAGAGGAUGUCAUCAAGGAAGAGUGUGUUGCGUUGGUGCGAUACGUCUAUAAUGCGGCCUCAUAUCCACGAAUUAUGGCGUUGUUUCCGAGGACCAGUAAAAAAGGAGUGGAUAUGUUCGUCGCUAUACUCCUACCGUUCUACGAGGAUUUUCGAGGUUUGGAAUUCCCAUCGCUAGACACUGAGGCGAAUAAACCAAACGCUGACCAACUCAAAUCAAUGGAAGCGUUUGUGGAUGCAAUGGAUCUGAUGCAGUCCUAUUAUGAUCCGGAAAGUGGGCAAUUUGUCGAGGAUUUACGGCCACGAGAUGUGCCAAAUCCGAAGAUGCAACGAGUUUGUGAGGCGAUCAAGCAUCGAGCGCUGAACCCUAACGAAGAGCUACCGGAUUUCGAUAGUCCAAUCAUCGAGCAGCGUCUUCAACCCAAACCAAGUCUACUAGAAGCGGCUGAGUGA